Molecule: messenger RNA, 624 nt
Organism: Linum tenue
Lineage: Eukaryota; Viridiplantae; Streptophyta; Magnoliopsida; Malpighiales; Linaceae
Source: the annotation of a GenBank genome assembly
AUGGGCCUGGCGAAGAACAGAUUGACAGGCUCUUUGCCAAGACAAGUAGGGACUUUAAGAAAUCUCGGAUCCGGCGAAAUUCCGGCUAACCUCGGAAGUUGCGUUAGACUGGAGACGCUUCUGUUGCAGAGCAAUUCCUUCCAGGGAUCCAUCCCCUCGUCUCUCAGUUCGUUAAAGGGUAUUCAAGUCUUGAACUUUGCAAACAACAAUUUGACUGGGGAAAUCCCGGAGUUCAUCGGGAGCUUCCAGCCGCUGACGAGCUUGAAUCUUUCAUUCAACGGAUUCCAUGGCAGAAAUCGCCUCCCCCAAAUGAGUUACCAAAGCCUGUGGAAGGCGACUGGAGAUUUCUCUCCUCAAAAUUUGAUCGGAACCGGAAGUUUCGGUUGUGUCUUCAAAGGGAUAGACCCAAACGACGGUGACAAAAUCAUAGCCGUUAAAGUUUUAAAUCUUCUUCACCCAGCAGCUGCGAAGAGCUUCAGAGCUGAAUGCGAGGUUUUGAGGGAAGUCAGGCACAGAAAUCUCGUCAAACUAUACUGGAUUUGGACCGUUAAAAAUUAUAAUUAUAAUUUCUUUUAUUCUUUUUUUAUAAUUAUAAUUUUUUUUAUAAUGAUGUGUAAUUUCUAA